Molecule: messenger RNA, 945 nt
Organism: Cylicocyclus nassatus
Lineage: Eukaryota; Metazoa; Nematoda; Chromadorea; Rhabditida; Strongylidae
Source: the annotation of a GenBank genome assembly
AUGACCGAAAAAAAGGACUAUGCAAAUUCAAAUUCGCAUCAUGUCCAGCAGUUAUCAGAAAUAAAGACGCCGUGGAAAUCUAUUUAUGUUAUUGGCGCUUGCUCACUUGCACAAUCCGCUCAGUUUAGUAUCUUUAUCAGUUCAAUGUGGCCAUAUUUGAAAACAUUGGAUCCAGAUGCAACUGAAACGCAAUUUGGCUUCAUCAUGACUUUGUACAGCCUUGCCUCAUGUAUAUCAGCACCGUGUCUUGGAUACUGGAGUAAUCGAAUAGAGCAGGUGGAAAUUCCACUGCUGGUCAGUUUUUGUUUUAUGGUGAUAGGAAACGCUUUGUAUCUGUCGUUAUCAUUUGCCACUCCUUCUUGCGCAGGUGUAGUGAUGCUCGCUGCAAAGUUCAUUCAAGGGCUUGGAGAAGGCAACACGUCACUUUUGCGAGCCUAUGUUUCCGCUUCAUCGUCAAAGGUAGACCGUUCUCGAGCUCUCGCUUGUGUCAGCGGUGGAACCGCAAUUGGCUAUUUGAUAGGGUCAGCGUUUCAAUUAUUUUUCACUCCUCUUGGGGCAAAAGGAGUGGACUUGUUGCCCUUUUACCGCAUCCACAUAUACAAUGCUCCUGCACUGUUCUCAUUCACGAUAAGCAUUGCUGGCCUUUUCAUUGUGUACUUCUUUCUUGAGGAGAACUAUGACGUUCUGGAAAGUGAUGCUGCAAAGAUGACAAAGGAGCUGCCUUCGCCAUGUCUUAUUGCAGUACUUAUUUGUAUUGUAACUAGAUUUGCUCAAAUUUUUGCAACAUCAACUAUUUCAACACUUGGAUCUGCCUUUUCAAUGUUGAUGUUCGAUUUCGACUAUGAACAAUCUGUAGCGAUCAACACCGUCGCUCAAUUAGCGGGUGGAAUUAUUGGUGCAACGCUGAAUAUAUUUUUUAUUUUCUUCAAUCUCUCAAGCUGGUGA